Drosophila subobscura is the source of this 2449-nucleotide messenger RNA. It is a transcript of the gene Slc45-1, whose product is annotated as proton-associated sugar transporter A. The transcript has 4 exons. Lineage: Eukaryota; Metazoa; Arthropoda; Insecta; Diptera; Drosophilidae. Gene Ontology annotation, molecular function: sucrose:proton symporter activity. Gene Ontology annotation, cellular component: membrane. The record is from RefSeq and is a predicted model, not a curated record. The coding region runs from base 452 to 2269 and encodes 605 amino acids.
GAACGGGAUAAAAUUGAUUUCGUUAGAGUUUUCUGCACAGCCACAGCAGCUCCCUGGUACUCCGCAUGGGUAAAGUUAUGAGAGUGAAUUCGUUUCCGCCGCCCGCCCACAACUGCCACAAGAAGGAGCAGCAGAAGCAAUCGAAAUUGAAAAAAACAAAAAUCGAAAUCUAUUUUAUGUUCAACAAUUUGUGCAAGCGAAAAACUUUAACGGAGUACCAUUUAUUGACACUAAAACAAUACAAAGCGGAAAGUGAGUAAAAGCUGCAGAAAAUCACACAAAGCAAACAAGCAAAGCAAACAGUGAUCGGAUCCGAAAAACCAUAUAAAACAAUAACAGUAGAGCGCAUAAAGAAACCCCUAUAAAGAAUAAACACAUAAAUCAAUUUAAUUUGCGGCAGACAGCAGCAGGAUCUUGGAUAAGCGUUAAAAAGAGCAGCUUCUCCUUCAAGAUGGUUGGUGUUGCCGUGGACCCCUCGCAGGCGGAUCAACUGUCCUCGGCGCGGAAUCCCAUGAUCAAGUACAUGCUGAAGACACGGGAGAAUCACGCCAAGGAGCAGGAUGAGGAUUAUUCGCACGUGUUUCGGCGCAAGACGCGCUUUGAGAUGUUCCGCCUGUCGGCCAUUGCCAUGGCCAUUGAGUUUGCCUACGCGGCCGAGACGAGCUUCGUGUCGCCCAUUCUGCUCUCGAUCGGUGUCGAUCACAAGGUCAUGACCAUGGCCUGGGGAUUGUCCCCGCUGAUUGGAUUCUUUGUGUCGCCGCUGCUGGGCAGCAUCAGUGAUCGUUGCAAGCUGCGCUGGGGCCGGCGUCGUCCCAUCAUUUCCAUCCUGUCCUUUGGCAUUUUCUGUGGCCUCAUUCUGGUGCCGUAUGGCAAGGAUCUGGGCGUGCUGCUCGGCGAUGUGGGCUACAACUACACGGACACAGCGGAGACAGUUGUCAGCAACAUUACGAGCUUUGUCAGCGAAGGAUCGGUGGCUGCUUUGGUGGCCGCUGCCGGCUCGGAGGUGGCCACCGGGCCAACGGCCUCCGACUACAAGUACGCCGUAAUUCUCACGAUUCUGGGCAUGGUGAUGCUGGACUUUGAUGCAGACACCUGCCAGACACCGGCACGCACGUAUCUGCUGGACAUGUGUGUGCCGGAGGAGCAGCCCAAGGCCAUGACAAUGUUUGCGCUCUUUGCCGGCUUCGGGGGCACCAUCGGCUAUGCCAUUGGCGGCGUCGACUGGGAGAGCACGCACAUUGGCAGCUUCCUCGGUGGCAAUAUACCCACGGUCUUUGGCCUCGUGACGAUCAUCUUUGUGAUUUGUUACUUCAUCACGGUCACGACGUUCCGGGAGAUUCCCCUCCCGCUCAUGGAGAAGGACGAGCUGCUGCGACCCAUGUCCGAUGCUGCCGUCAAGAAGGAGCUGAAGAAGGACAACAAUGCCAUCUACUACAUACAGGAGACGACGCAGCUGGAGCUGCAAAUGGUCGCGGAUGAUGAGAAGCGGGCGGAGGCAAUGCAGGGCAGCUACCAGAACGGCUACUCCCCGGCCAUGGAGAAGUCCCGCAAAGAUCUCGAGACGCAGUCGGUGGCUGAGCCGCCAGUGUCGCUCAGUGCGUACCUCAAGAGCAUCGUCGUUAUGCCCUACUCCAUGAGGAUGUUGGCUCUAACCAAUCUCCUGUGCUGGAUGGGCCACGUCACGUACUGCCUUUACUUCACGGACUUUGUGGGCGAGGCUGUGUACAACGGAGACCCAACAGCUCCGCCCACUUCCGAGGCAUACCUCCGCUAUGAGGCUGGUGUGCGCUUUGGCUGCUGGGGCAUGUCCAUUUAUGCCUUUUCCUGUUCGAUUUACUCGCUCUCGGUGACGAAGCUAAUGAAGUGGUUUGGCACAAAGGCGGUGUACAUCAGCGGCAUGAUCUACUAUGCCAUUGGCAUGCUCAUCCUGGGUCUCUGGCCCACCAAGUGGGGCGUGCUGGUGUUCAGCACAGCUGCUGGCAUCCUCUAUGGCACCAUCUUCACAGUGCCCUUCAUACUGGUGGCCCGCUAUCAUGCCAAGAACUGCUUCCGCAUGCGUAAUGGCGAGACUUUGCCGCUGAAGCAGGCCCGUGGUCUGGGCACGGAUGUGGCCAUUAUCAGCAGCGUUGUGUUCAUUGCCCAGCUGAUUGUGUCUGUGUCUGUGGGGCCGCUUGUCUCCUGGAUGGGCACCACCUGUGCCGUGCUCUAUGCCUCCACAGUGAUGGCUUUUCUGGCCUCCAUAGCGGCCAUGUUUGUGAUGUAUGUCUAGGCGGGGAGUUUACUCUACAUGUAGUCUACAUGUAUGCUACAUGUGUAAUGUUACAGGUCUACAUUUAGGUCUAUGUCUUGGAUGAUUAUUAUGUUUGUGUCUUUGCCUACCCGCUGGCAGUAUCGGUCGACUGCUCGAUCCUUGUGUUGUGGCAUACUUUUAGGCUGAAGAACUAGAUUU